This is a messenger RNA of Symbiodinium necroappetens, 1629 nucleotides long. The record is from the annotation of a GenBank genome assembly. Lineage: Eukaryota; Dinophyceae; Suessiales; Symbiodiniaceae.
AUGGACGCUUCAGACUUUCACGCUUGCGAUGACGGAUGUUAUUUUAUUCGGUACGCUGGUGUCCCAAGCUUACCGUCUACAGCUGUUCAGAAUGUUGAGAGAACAACUGUACCUGGAAACAAAACAGGCUGGUGGCCAUGCUUUCCAUUGUUUGUGGGAGUCCAAACCGGUAAAAGUCUGAAUGCAAGCUAUCCGCCGAUUCUGGACCCCUGGGUAUGGCUGCAAACUCCAGGUGCAGCCUACUUUCUGGGUCCCUACAUGUACACUGCCACGGUACUUCUUCUGGACAAUUCCAGCCACACUGAGUUCAUCAGCAGUGCGAGCGCGACGAAUGCGACUUGUGGAGAACGCGACACUCGAAACAAUAUAGAGAAUCACCUCUUUCAAGGCCGCAUUCGAGUGAUCUACCUGGUGGCUGUCAUUGCAUGGGCUGCGUGCAUGCUGGUGCAUGACUGGUCCUUGCUAGCAGGUGUUCACGAGCGGGUGACAUUAAAAAUUGCCUUGGUGCUAUUUUGGUGCCAGCUAUUCUCUUGCGUCGCUGCUUUCGUGUGGGGUACCGGUGCUGCAGAGGUAUUUGUUGAACCAGUCUCGGGCUGCUAUUACAGGUUGAACACUGUGGCGACAUUGCUUGCAGUGUUGCCGCCUUUCCUGCUGUUGGCUGCCACAGAGCAAAAAUACCACAGGCUUGUGCUAUCAGUUUGCCAUGGAGACUAUCUUUAUUCAGUUCAGUACAGUGUCCCAUUCAGAGCAGCUGAAGCAACAAUCCCUCUCGAUCCAUCAGCAUCCCUGCUUUCCCCUGCCUUGAGGGGAGACAGUGGCGCUGAAAGGAGAGGAGGUGUAGAAGCCUGUCCAGCACCAAGGCUAUCCGUUCGGGAAAUCUCGCAGAUGGAAUGGAUGCUUACCUGGACCUACAUGUUCUGGUGUCUUGCGCAGCAUCUGGUCAUAGCUCCCUUUGCAGUUGGGCCACUUUUCCGGAGGAUCGUGCAAGUGUCAAAGACCUGGAGGUGGGCCUUUGAUGCUUUCGGAAUUCUCAAGUUUGGUGUUUUGGCACUGAUGAUUGGUUCUGUGGUGGCUGGCCUUUAUCCGGCCUUCCGCCUUUGCCGGGCUGCGGGCCGGGCUUGCCCGACUCAUAUCUUCAGCGAGCAGGAACGAGAAGACACUUUCGUGUGUCUGCGCAUCAGGAGACUAGCCACUCGGUUGACGAAUGUCUUCGCUUUGAUUUUUGGCCCCAUAUUCAGAAUCGGCGCCGUGAUGAGGAUUUGGAUUUGGUUGCGGGGUGACCUGCUCACAGACAGUGUUCUCGAUGACACUUGGCUGUGGUACCUGCAUGGGACCUCAGCUUUUAUACAUGCUUCUAUCGCUUGCUCCAUGCUGCCGGCAUUCAAGGACCCCACGAUCAUGCUCAGAGCUCGGGCACUACACCUGGACUUUGAGCUGGAGAAGAGGUCCUUGGCUGAGGUGCACAUGAACCAUCCCGAUUGGCUCAUGGAUCGAUAUUUGGAGAAAGACCUUCGAGAAAGCAAAAGUCUCCUCCAAAAGAGGAAGAGCCAACUACUCGAGACGGAGGUGGACGAGUCUAGACUGCUCCUCAAGACGUCUCUUCAUUUUGUGGUGUAUGUGGUUACAUAA